Molecule: messenger RNA, 361 nt
Organism: Aspergillus heteromorphus CBS 117.55
Lineage: Eukaryota; Fungi; Ascomycota; Eurotiomycetes; Eurotiales; Aspergillaceae
Exons: 2
Coding region: 182-361 (59 amino acids)
Source: RefSeq, a predicted model, not a curated record
UCAACAUCUGCAGGUUCAGUCAGACUUGCUACGGAAUAUUACUAUCAGCAACGCCCACGGACUCUAAAUCGGUUGGUCUACUGUGACGCAUCGACAUCUACAUCUACAUUUACAUCCCAAGUCUAAGUGCAUCUGAGGACAAUCGAAUUCAACUGCAUUUUUUGUCAAUCCUACAGUCAAGAUGUGCAUGAAGGCUAUUUGCUCGACUUGUAAAAAAACCUCCUGGUAUGGCUGCGGCCUCCACAUUCCCUCCGUGAUGGACCGCAUCCCGGACGCAGAGCGCUGCACGUGCGAGCCCAAGGUGGAGCGCGACGGGAAGGAGUAUCCGCCCAAGGCGGCGGCUCCGGGGGGUGGUGACUAG